AUGGAGCCCUAUGUGCGCUGUGGGACGGGAGAGCGCGGUGUUUCUGUAGUGGUGGAUAUUAUGGAGAGUAUUGCACAGACAAAGCGAAGAUCUGUGAGUAUGAAAGAUGCAAUGGCGGCACCUGUGUCGAAUACUUCGAUCAGUUAUUGCCCUAUUACUUUUGUAGAUGUGAUCCAGGUUUGUUCUGAAUUCGUAAUGGAACCAGCAUCGUUUCGUUUGGAGUUUAAAUUUCUUUAA
This is a messenger RNA of Gongylonema pulchrum, 237 nucleotides long. The record is from the annotation of a GenBank genome assembly. NCBI's taxonomy places the organism in Eukaryota, Metazoa, Nematoda, Chromadorea, Rhabditida, Gongylonematidae.